AUGGUCGCCCUCGAAGAUGUCGCCGGGAGCUUGCUCCAAAAGCCUUCCGAUACCGCCCACCAGGUGCCCUCCCGAGCUCCCUCCUCCUACAAGCCCCUCGACUCUUUCGCCCUCGAAAAGCAGCGAAGCUACAAGCAGCAAUUUGGCGACAUGUACUUCCUGCGCCUCACCAAGAUCAAGCCCGCUGUUGACGAGGUUGCUGCCGCAUCAUGGAGCGAUACCGUCAUCGCCGGCGAGACGGCGAAGCGGGUCCCGCGUGUCCUCGAUGUGCGCCAGGGAGAACUGUGCUGGGUUACGGGAACAGUUUACAUGGAUAUGUCUCUCAAGCCCAGCAUUCUGGAGGAUGUGUCUAAAGACCGCUGGAUAUCUGCCCCCAUCUCGACCCACAAGUACUUCUCCGAAGACGGCUCCGAUCAAACCAUGCUUGAAGACGAAUCGGGUCGCAUCCGCUUAGUCGGAGAUAUGCUGAAGACAAUCCACCUCGUGACAGGCUGCAUCAUCGCCGUCAUGGGAACCGAAAACGCCAAUGGCGAGCUCGAAGUCAUCGAUGUCAAGUUCCCCGACCUGUGCCCGCAACCCGAGCGCUGGACCCUAUCAAAACCUGCCGCUUCGAACGGAACCACAAAGAGGGAGGUCAAGGAUGAAGACGAGGACAUGGCUGACGCCCCGACUAAGUCGAGUGGCAACAAGAAGAUUGCCAUCGUGUCCGGCUUGUCCUUCUCCGGCAACGAUGCCUCCCAUGCACUCGACCUCGACAUCCUCGUUGAAUACCUACUUGGCGAGGCUCUAACUCCUGCUGCGCAGACCGAAAUCUCCCAGAUCAGCCGGCUCAUCAUCGCGGGCAAUUCAAUCUCCACAACCGACCGCAAGCCAGACGCCGCCACGGAUGAAAAGAAGGCCAACAAGAAGUACGGUUACGAUGCGAACUCCUACAAUCCGCUCCCCUCACAGCUGUUCGAUAACUUCCUGGCCGAGCUCCUCCCUUCCAUGCCUGUGACACUCCUCCCCGGCGCCGAGGACCCGGCCAACGCCAGUUAUCCCCAACAACCCAUCCACGCAGCUAUGUUUCCCUCGGCCAGAGCAUACUCGAAGGGCCCAUCGAGUCCUGCUAACCAACCUGGCUGGUUUGAUGCCGUCACAAACCCCUGGGAAGGCGAGGUAGAUGGAUGGAGGAUCCUGGGUACAGGCGGCCAAAACGUGGAUGACGUCUUCAAGUAUGUGGACAGUGAUGAUCGCCUCGGCAUGAUGGAAGCUAUGUGCCGCUGGCGGUGCUCUGCUCCAACUGCCCCCGACACGUUAUGGAGUUACCCGUUCCAGGAUGAUGACCCAUUCGUUAUGAAAGCCUGCCCGCAUCUUUACUUUGUUGGCUGCCAACCGCAUUUCUCAACCAAGGUGAUCCAAGGUCUCGACGGCCAAGAAGUGAGGCUCAUCACGGUACCCUCAUUCGCGGAAUCCAGAGAGCUGGUGAUUGUGGACACGGAGACGCUCGAGGUGGAAAAGGUCAAAAUAUCGGCAGCAUGA
This is a messenger RNA of Ilyonectria robusta, 1521 nucleotides long. Its product is annotated as DNA polymerase alpha/epsilon subunit B-domain-containing protein. Gene Ontology annotation, biological process: DNA replication; DNA strand elongation involved in DNA replication. Gene Ontology annotation, cellular component: delta DNA polymerase complex. Gene Ontology annotation, molecular function: DNA binding. Lineage: Eukaryota; Fungi; Ascomycota; Sordariomycetes; Hypocreales; Nectriaceae. The record is from RefSeq and is a predicted model, not a curated record. The transcript is spliced from 4 exons. The coding region runs from base 1 to 1521 and encodes 506 amino acids.